Molecule: messenger RNA, 1338 nt
Organism: Sinocyclocheilus grahami
Lineage: Eukaryota; Metazoa; Chordata; Actinopteri; Cypriniformes; Cyprinidae
Product: cysteine protease ATG4A-like
Exons: 13
Coding region: 35-1258 (407 amino acids)
Biological process (GO): protein delipidation; piecemeal microautophagy of the nucleus; autophagosome assembly
Cellular component (GO): cytoplasm
Molecular function (GO): cysteine-type endopeptidase activity; protein-phosphatidylethanolamide deconjugating activity
Source: RefSeq, a predicted model, not a curated record
ACCGCGUUGUAUUUGUAUCCGAUGACGGAGGAGGAUGGAGGCAGUUCUAGCCAAGUAUGAGAAUCAAAUCAACGUGUUCUCCGAGUUCCUAGAAGACCUGCCGGAUGUAGACGAGCCAGUAUGGAUCUUGGGAGCAUGUUAUGAUCUUAAAACAAAGAAACCAGAGCUGCUCUCGGAUGUGCGGUCACGACUGUGGUUCACGUAUAGGAAAAAGUUUUCUCCCAUAGGAGGAACAGGCCCUUCAUCAGACGCGGGAUGGGGCUGCAUGCUCCGCUGUGGACAGAUGAUCCUCGCACAGGCUUUGGUCAGCAGGCACCUCGGUCGGGAUUGGAGAUGGGAUGCAGAGAAACGUCAGCCCAAAGAGUAUCAUCGCAUCUUGCACUGCUUUUUAGACAAGAAGGAUAGCUGCUACUCUAUUCACCAGAUGGCUCAGAUGGGCGUUGGAGAGGGCAAGUCUGUUGGAGAAUGGUAUGGACCGAACACAGUGGCUCAAGUACUCAAGAAACUUGCCCUGUUUGAUGAUUGGAAUACACUGGCUGUGUAUGUGUCAAUGGACAACACAGUUGUUAUUGAAGACAUCAAGAAACAGUGUAAGCAGCCAGGCCGGGAAAGCAGGUCCAGAGCUGGUCCCUGUGGCCAAGGAGAAGUGCCAGCGUCAGGCCAGAGCUGUUCAGAGGCUCAGGGAAAGACACUUAACCUUCAGUCCCAAAGGCCCCUGGACUGGAGGCCCCUGCUGCUGGUCAUUCCUCUUCGAAUGGGCAUUAACAGCAUCAACCCCGUCUACAUUCAGGCCUUCAAAGAGUGUUUUAAGAUGCCUCAGUCGUGUGGUGUUUUGGGAGGAAAGCCCAACCUCGCCUAUUAUUUCAUUGGAUUUAUCGAUGAUGAGUUGAUCUAUCUGGACCCUCACACCACGCAGCAGGCCGUGGACACUGAUUCAGGCAGUGCUGUGGACGACCAGAGCUAUCACUGUCAGAGGACCCCACACCGCAUGAAAAUCACUAGCCUGGACCCGUCUGUCGCGCUGGGUUUUUUCUGCAAGAGUGAGGAGGACUUUGACAGCUGGUGUGAUCUGGUUCAGCAGGAGCUCCUUAAGAAAAGAAACCUGCGGAUGUUCGAGCUGGUCGAGAAACACCCGUCUCAUUGGCCUCCGUUCGUUCCUCCCACCAAACCAGAGGUGCAGACCACAGGAGCAGAGUUCAUCGAGUCCCCAGACAAGCUUUUUGAGUCAGAAGAGGAGUUUGAGAUCCUAAAUGUGUGAUCAGUCCACGGAUAAAGCCUUGCUCUGCUCCACACCGCACAAGUGCCUCCGAUCAACACCGAGCACACGCUUCCCGUACG